GCUGGUUUUAUCCAGUUGAACAGGGCUCAGGCUGCGGAGCCGUCGGCGGUAGACCGGCGCUGUGUUCGCUAAACCUCGAUCAAAAGGAGAAAGGAAGGUUCCUUCCCCUCACGGUACACGCAGGUAAAGCAGUGAUGAAUAAAGCAAGAGAGGAGGACAAGCCAGCGAGGGACGGAGGAGAAAAGAGGGGUGCGACGGUGGAGCCAGGUGAAGGAACCGAACGCACAGGAGCGUCCGAGAAGAAACAGAAGCCUAAGAAAAGAGUAAAAGAGGAGGAGAAGGACAGAGAAUAUGGAGCAGUGGCAGGAAUGAAGAGACCUAAACGGGAGAAGACGGGAGGUGAUGGAGAUGGACAGACUGCAGAAGAAAAGCUCAUGAAGAAUAGCAAAGAAGAGGGAAUGAGGGACGAUAAGGCCCAGUGGCCAGCAGUCAGUAAGUACGAGAUCCUGGAGGCCAUGCUGGAGUCAUCCAUAUCCACUCUAAUAAAGGACACCACAGCCAUGCUGACUGAGGUGGAGUCGAUGCAAGCCAGUAUAGAUGGGAAGACGUGCAGAGCUGAGCAAGAGAAAGAGAAGGAUGAGGUGAAAGAGUGCAGCCCGGGUCCGUCUUCGCUGGACAAAGACAGCAUGAGAGAGACGAAGAACAAACCGGACAGUAAGGCAGAAGACAGAGAAGAGGAGAGCAGCAGUGACUCCGACAAAUAUGUAGUGUGGGUGCAGUGUAGCAGGGCUGACUGUUUUAAGUGGAGGAAACUGAGUGAAGAUGUCGAUCCUUCAGUGCUGCCCGAUGACUGGAUAUGUGAGGAUAACCCAGAUCCAGCUUUCUGCAGUUGUUCAGUUCCAGAGGAGCAGUCCAGCUCUUGCGAGGAGGAAGUGUUCUUUUGCAGCCUGGUCCCUGGAUCACUGGUCUGGGCCUGGCAGAGUGGACACCCCUGGUGGCCUGCGAUGAUCGAGAGAGAUCCUGACACAUACGACUACCUCGAGUUCCACAGGAAAACUGACCUCGCUCCGUUUAAGUGUCACGUGACGUAUUUUGGGGAUCCAGUGUGUAUCGACUGGGUUUUCUGCAGCGACGUGAGGAGCUACGCAGACCUAACAGAGGAUGAAGCUUUCAGUAUGCUGGAGCAGCCAGAGUUAAAGAAGAAACUGAAAGAUGCCAUUUGCAUGUUCAAACAAGCCCUCAAGCUGUCGCCACAGAUGCGGUUGAUGGAGUUCGGGUUCUGGAGUCGUUAUGAAUCAGACAGAGCGAGCUCGGAGGAGGACAGUGACGUUGGAGAAGUUUUGGAGCUUUUCAGUGGAAAGAGUGGAAAAUACUCUGAUGAUGAGAAUCUGUGGCCUAAAAAGCUAAAGAGAUGCCUGAAGAAAGGAGAGAAGCAGCGAAGAAAAGGGAAGAGUGGAAGUAAAAAGAGGACCGUAGAAAUGAAUGGGGAGAAAAAGGCAAAAAAGAGUGAGCGUGAGAGCGGAAAGAGUGCGAAGAGGAUGCAGAACGGAAAAAUAAGGGCGGAGAGCGCAAGCAAUUCAGAGGAAGGUGGACUGAAAGUCAACAAACAGAAAGCUGUGGCUGAUGGUCUGAUGGUGAAAGCAGAAAUGGAGAAGAAGUGUUUCACUCCCUCGUUCUCUCUGCCAAAGAAGAAUAGACCAGCCCACAGAGCAGAUGCAGAAAAGCAGCGGGUUCAGGACCAGACAGUCCCUCAGGGCGCCAUGGAAACGACCCCUGACAUCAGGCAUCCUAAACGGGACAUGAAGACCAAAGUUAAAGCCAAAGAGCAGGAUGAAGAAGAGGAUAAAGAAGGGAAGAAAGAGAAGAUUAACAAGAAGGAGAACAACAAGGAGAAGCAGAGCUGGUGGAAGGAGAAGAGCUGGCCGGAAGACUUAAGCGAAGAAGAGGACGAGGAAGACGAUGACGAAGGUUUCCUGAAUACGGACAUGGAGAUUCUGGGACGCAGAAGAAAAGAGCUCAAGCGUGUGUCCUGCAGAGAGGAGGAGGAGGACGAGGAGGAAGAGGAAGGGCAGACUGACUUCUGUCUCAUGCUGUUGGAAGAGGAGUAGCAGCGACUCCUUCAGUGAAAGACGAAGAUGCGCAGAACGUCUUCACGCUGGGAUUAAUUCGGGCAGGUAGGAGUGGGGCGCUGUAGACGAGCGUACGGUGAGGACGUCUUGGUUACUGGCGGCUGGUGUUUCUGUGGUUCGGCUGCCUUUGCGUUUUCAGUGGUUUCUGGUUUCUGGCUGGUUGAGUUCUCGGUGUCCUUCCGCUGAAGCCCACUGAUGUUCAGCAGCGUUUCUGCAGGGUUCUUUGGCCUUUUCUCUCUUGAUUCUAUCUUUAAAUGAUUCCCCUGACGUGUGGAAGUUGAAUGCCGUGUGUUGAUGGACUGUAUAACUGAACGUAUGUUUCUGUACGUAGAAAUGAGUUAAUUACAGCCAAAUGUUUAUCAUAUGCAGCACAUUUUGAACAGCGUCGCACGUUUGUUGUCAUGUUUGUUGGUCAUUAUUUACUGUUGAGUAAUUAAAGCACGUCGACUGAG
Pygocentrus nattereri (red-bellied piranha) is the source of this 2521-nucleotide messenger RNA. Its product is annotated as zinc finger CW-type PWWP domain protein 1-like. The coding region runs from base 135 to 2048 and encodes 637 amino acids. Gene Ontology annotation, cellular component: nucleus. NCBI's taxonomy places the organism in Eukaryota, Metazoa, Chordata, Actinopteri, Characiformes, Serrasalmidae. Gene Ontology annotation, molecular function: zinc ion binding. The record is from RefSeq and is a predicted model, not a curated record. The transcript is spliced from 16 exons.